This is a messenger RNA of Chinchilla lanigera (long-tailed chinchilla), 4445 nucleotides long. It is a transcript of the gene Slc38a2, whose product is annotated as solute carrier family 38, member 2. The record is from RefSeq and is a predicted model, not a curated record. Gene Ontology annotation, molecular function: L-glutamine transmembrane transporter activity. Gene Ontology annotation, biological process: amino acid transmembrane transport; L-glutamine transport. Lineage: Eukaryota; Metazoa; Chordata; Mammalia; Rodentia; Chinchillidae.
GCCGCCGCGAGCCCGGGCGCCGCCAAGGACAAAAGGAGCCAGCGCCGCGCGCCCGCCGCCCCCAUGCUCGGCAUGAAGAAGAGCGAAAUGGGGAGGUUCAACAUCUCCCCGGACGAGGACAGCAGCAGCUACAGCUCCAACAGCGACUUCAGCUACGCCUACCCCACCAAGCAAGCCGCUCUGAAGAGCCAUUAUGCAGAUGUAGAUCCCGAAAACCAGAACUUUCUACUUGAAUCGAAUUUGGGGAAGAAGAAGUAUGAAACAGACUUUCAUCCAGGUACUACUUCCUUUGGAAUGUCAGUAUUUAAUCUGAGCAAUGCGAUUGUGGGCAGUGGAAUCCUUGGGCUUUCUUAUGCCAUGGCUAAUACUGGAAUUGCUCUUUUUAUAAUUCUCUUGACAUUUGUGUCAAUAUUUUCCCUAUAUUCUGUUCAUCUCCUUCUGAAGACUGCCAAUGAAGGAGGGUCGUUAUUAUAUGAACAGUUGGGACAUAAGGCAUUUGGAAUGAUUGGGAAGCUCGCAGCCUCUGGAUCAAUCACCAUGCAGAACAUUGGAGCUAUGUCAAGCUACCUCUUCAUAGUGAAAUAUGAGUUACCUUUGGUGAUCAAGGCAUUAAUGAACAUUGAAGAUACAACUGGAUUGUGGUAUCUGAAUGGUGACUACUUGGUUCUGCUGGUGUCUCUGGUGCUCAUUCUUCCGUUAUCGCUGCUGAGAAAUUUAGGAUAUUUGGGAUAUACCAGUGGCCUGUCCUUGUUGUGUAUGGUAUUCUUUCUGAUUGUGGUCAUUUGCAAGAAAUUUCAGAUUCCCUGCCCAAUGGAAGUUGCUCUGAUGCUGAACGAGACGAUGAAUGGAACCUUAGCUCAGCCUACAGCGUUGAUGGCCUCCGAGGGCUUCAACGGCACUGCCGUUGACUCUUGCAGACCACACUACUUUAUCUUCAACUCACAGACUGUGUACGCGGUACCGAUUCUGACAUUUUCCUUCGUCUGUCACCCUGCCAUUCUGCCCAUCUAUGAAGAGCUGAAAGGCCGCAGCCGGAGAAGAAUGAUGAAUGUGUCCAAGAUUUCAUUUUUUGCCAUGUUUCUCAUGUAUCUGCUGGCUGCCCUCUUUGGAUACCUGACUUUUUACGAACACGUAGAGUCGGAAUUGCUUCAUACCUACUCUUCUGUCGUGGGAACUGAUAUCAUCCUUCUGAUUGUCCGUUUGGCUGUGUUAGUAGCUGUCACCCUCACGGUACCAGUAGUCAUUUUCCCGAUCCGGAGUUCCGUAACUCACCUGUUAUGUGCAGCAAAAGAUUUCAGUUGGUGGCGUCACAGCCUUAUUACAGUGUGUAUCUUGGCGUUUACCAACUUGCUGGUCAUCUUUGUCCCAACUAUCAGGGAUAUCUUCGGUUUCAUCGGUGCAUCUGCAGCUGCUAUGUUGAUUUUUAUUCUCCCCUCUGCCUUCUACAUCAAGUUGGUGAAGAAAGAACCCAUGAAAUCUGUGCAGAAGAUAGGGGCUCUGCUCUUCCUGCUCAGUGGCGUCCUGGUGAUGAUUGGAAGCAUGGCCUUGAUUGUUCUGGACUGGGUGCACGGGGCCCCCGAAGACGGCCACUAAUUAGCACCGCCCACGCUGCAGCCAUCCGCCGCUGCCGGGGCUGAGUGGACGCUCGACUGCGAUGAAAUUUCACCUGAUGUUUUCAGUUUCACUUCCUUUUGAAAUGCAAGCUCCUCGCUGGUUCUUCUGAAUGCAGAAUAAGUGAACUUGUUUUCUUUUUUUCUUUUUUUUUUUUUUAUUCUUUUUUAAAGAAACUUAUCUGUGUGUUAGGAAUGGAUGUUAACAACAAAACCACAAGACUUGGGUUAAGGGAAGUGACAAUUUUAUUCCAUUCCAGAGAAUGGAUGAACUUUUAACUUGUAUCAAGCCACAUGUUUGGCUGUGUCAUUGUUUAACUUGGAUAUUUUAUGAUUUUACUUGAAUGUGCCUAAUGGAACCAUUCGAUGUGAAAAACAGUUCUUAAUUUACAGCAAAGUAUUGAAACAACCAUUGAGAAAACACUUUUUUUUGUACCAAAAAUACUUAGUGACCUCAGAUGCACUAUUUUACUUUUAGGAAGUGGCUUUUUUUGAACUUUAUCCAGAAACAGUUGUCCGUUCCAUAAAGUAACUUCAUUGGUAUUUAAAAACAAAUAUUAGUUUUACGUAAUGAUUUGCCUUUUUCUAGGCAUUAUUAGCCAAAUACUUUUUUACCCAAAGUAAUUUUUAGAGAAAACCAUGUAAGGAGAAAUUGUACCAUGAGUUAGGGACAGCUUUGCUUUUCGUGCAAACCUCACUGUACUUCAAGGGUAACAGUGCUUAGCGCUACACCAGAUCAGGUGAACUGUGCUCAUCACUUCUGUCCCCAGACACGUCAGUUCACCCAGACAAGAACGUUUCGGUCUUCAGCCUGUUAGAAUGGAAAAUAAUACAGAUACUUCUGUGGGAAAUAGCGUAACUUCGAGGUACCAAGUAGUGCAAUUGGGUAAAACGGGGCUUACUCAGUUGCAUCUGCCUCCAGGGCGGCGGCGGCAGCUCUGGGUUUUCUUUCGGGCCAGCCCUUUUUUGACGUUGCUUCCAGCAGAGAGAAAUGGGCAUUUGAAUGGCGAUAGGCCAAAACCAUUCUAUCCAGAGAGUACAGUUUUUUAAAAUGCUCAUCUACUGGAAGUGUGAUUUACUUGACAAUGUGUGGCUUAGCUGUAUUCGUGUUUUGUCUGCAGUAGAGGUCAAAUUCACGUUACACCUGUAUUUGGUAUAAGUUCUCUUCCUAUAGGCCAAUGAGUCUUUCAUGCAGUAAGCUUUUUAAAAAACUGGUUUGCACUGGAUUGUCAUCUCAUUCUUACACAAUGUAGAAUUAUUUGUUUACAUCCAACACGUGAUUAGGGAAAACAGUGCAACCUGAUUGUAUGUAGUUUUGGUCCAACUGCAUGUUCACCCUUCCAUUUCAAUUCCAGGUAGAAGUGGCAAAAUUACUUUGAAACUUGGCUUCAGGAGCACAUUUAUUGUACGUUACAGUGUAUGGUGAAUAUAUUAUUAAGUAAUGUGGUACUUUGCCCAUCUGGCAUAAUGUCAAAUCUAAUACAAUUCCAUGAAGUGGUUGAGGGAAACAAGUAAUUGAAGUAUCAGUUUGUUUUCUGGCUCUAAGGUUUUCUCUGGAAGGAAACAUUCUUAGUUUGAAGCAAGAGCCAGAAGUGUGACAGACAUGGUUUUGUUACACAUUCUUGUAUUGUACGUGGCUAAAUUUAUACACAAGAUGUGUCUGUCAUCAGAGGCCCUUACAGAACUGGAAGACGUCUUGUAGUGCUACCUUGGGUGAAACCAAUGGUCCAUUUUUGAUUCUACGAAGAAAAAAUUCUUGAGACCAUCUAGAAAUAAAAAAGGCAGUGAGAAGACAUCCUACAGCACUGCUUUCAUUUAAUUGGGCUUCGGACACUCCAUUCGAAUCCAGAACCUCACCUCUAGUUCACACCAAGAAUUGGCGCUUCUAGGUGAGUUCCCGGCAAAAGAUGGUUAUACCUGAGACCUGCCGGGAGCACCAAGUAAAGAGUUGUUCUCUGCAGUUCACAUCCUUCGCGGAGUACUUGGGAACCUGCAGUGGAAGCAAGGAUCUUCUCGUGCGUAGCACACUGGUGUGGAGAGGCUCCCCUAAUCCUUCAGCUGUUGGAGGUUCAGAAUCAACUCUUGGGAUAAACCCGGCCUGUGUUCUUCUUGGAGUUACCUUGUGUGUCUUAGGUUCCUAAGCAGUGACUUCCCAUUAAUGAGCAGUCUUCAGUAUUAAAACCACUGCCUUGUCACAUUUUGCAUUACUGUCUUCCGUGGAUGUGUCAGUUAACUGUAAUGUUAUUUAUAGAACACCAUUAAUCCAUUAAAGCUAACCUAUUUUUCAAUAUUUAUGAUAAUCUAUGUACAUACAGUGUCUGCCCAUAUGUAUUUGUAAAUAGGUUGUAUAUAAUACCAGGAUUGGGUCUUGGGGUUCCGUGUAUAUAUUCCUGUAAGUUUCUUAGCUGCAUUUCGAUGAACUCACAUUAUAUGUCACAAAAGUACCUGUACAGAGAAUUGAAUAUAAAAUUGACAAAUUAUGUACAAAUACUAAACGUUUAAAAUAUUUGUUACAAAAUUGUAUUUGUAAUAAACUGGUUAGACAUCAAAUUUUUUCACAAAAAACUUGGUGCAAGUUCAAAUCUCUUAUUUAAAUUUUGAAUAAGGUCCAAAUUUUCAAAAUGCAGUAGUUACCAAAAUGUGAUCUUGUGUACUGAAAGACCUUUUCAGAAGCUGGGUGUGUUACCUUGGUGUAUAUAGUGUAAAUACCCCACUGUACCGUUACAGGCCAACAGUUCCCGUGCGGGGAGUGUUGGCCACAAGCUCUACACCGUUUCAAUGAAACAAUGUAUGUUUGUUUUAACUGAACUAAAAUAAAUACGUGCUUAAUCCUGA